Racocetra persica is the source of this 290-nucleotide messenger RNA. Lineage: Eukaryota; Fungi; Glomeromycota; Glomeromycetes; Diversisporales; Gigasporaceae. The record is from the annotation of a GenBank genome assembly.
GUCAAGACAACCAGCAGGACCAAACUCCCAAGGGACCAACCAAGGAGCAAAUUGACGAGGCUGCAGAAAAGUUGAAAAAUGCUAAAAGUGAAGAAGAAUUGGAAGAGGCUUUGAAAAAAACUCGUGACACCGCCAAUAAUAGUUCAGGCAAGGAAUUAAAAAAACAAAAAGAGGAAAAGGAAAGAGAAUUAGGAGAAAAAAAUAAGCAAAAAGCCCAAGAAAUUAUUCGAGAUGAGGUAAAUGGUGUUUUAGAAGAAAACGGAAUAAAACCAGAGGAUUUAAGCACGGAG